This is a messenger RNA of Penicillium chermesinum, 1287 nucleotides long. RefSeq lists its product as uncharacterized. The record is from RefSeq and is a predicted model, not a curated record. Gene Ontology annotation, cellular component: nucleus. Gene Ontology annotation, biological process: DNA alkylation repair; regulation of DNA-templated transcription. The coding region runs from base 1 to 1287 and encodes 428 amino acids. NCBI's taxonomy places the organism in Eukaryota, Fungi, Ascomycota, Eurotiomycetes, Eurotiales, Aspergillaceae. The transcript has a single exon.
AUGGCCCGCGAUGGCCCGUGCGUGACCUCCACAUCCAAGCCUCGUGCCUCGAAGACUCGCAUAAAGUCAAAUCGAGAUAUCGUGUUCAUCCUCGCUUUGUGCUCGAUGGUAUUUUCCUUGCGCUCCAUACGCCAUAGCCCUGUAUCAUAUGUGAUCACUCAGCAACUGAACCUUGCGUCUUCUAGCGCUAAAGUCAACAUGACACGCCGCAAUAUCCAGCCGCCACGUUCGAAACCAACUCACUUUCUCUGUGUGCCCUUAAUCAACUCUGCCUCCCUGCUACAGCUAGAAUCGUCACUGGCAGCUUUCAAGGAUGAGUACCCGCCGGUGUCUUCAGAAAGCGCAACUUCCGGCACAAUCCAAUCAGCGGAUGGCCAAUCCAAAGCCUCGCCUAUCCCCGAAGGCGCCCAUCGCCCUUUAGGAACCCUGCAUCUCACGUUAGGGGUGAUGUAUCUACCGAGUCCGGAGAGACUUCGCGCUGCGAUUGGCCUCUUUCAAUCUCUCGAUUUGGCUGCGAUAAUGCGCGAAGCCGAGUCAUUGGCGAUCCCACCCGAUGACGCAGCUCGUCCAUGGCACACAGAACACUCUGAGCACAAAGCAAAGCCGCUGACGAGCCCCCUCUCUGUCUCCUUAGAGUCCUUACAUCCCCUGCCAACAGCAAGGAAGGCCACUGUUCUUUAUGUAGAGCCGUUUGAUCCAACUGGUCGUUUGUGGGCAUUUUGCGUGCUUCUACGAAGGCAUUUUAUCAAAGCGGGGUUCAUAGAAGGGGGUCAACAUCCGCCAGGAAAAGGCGCUGAUCUCACAAGCCAGCGGCCUGGCGAAGUUGCAGACGAGGGUGCUCGGCCACUCCUGUUACAUGCUACCAUCGUGAACACUUCUUAUGUUCGCCGCAAGCCAGCUCGGUCGAAAUCCCAGAACAGCCCCAAAGAGCCGAAGAGGCUGGAAAUGGAUGUAAGAUCUUUACUGAAGCACUACCAAAGUUAUUAUGCCGAUGAGGCACGUACUGUGCGACAAGAGGCGGAUGCAUCAUCUGAUACCAGCUUGCAAGCUUCGGGCGAAUCUCCCGCGGAGCAACUCCGCCCGAAGUACCCGUUUGUCUGGGCAAAAGAUGUCCCUAUUCAAUCAGUCUGCAUUUGUCAGAUGGGUGCAAAAGAUAUCAGUGCGGACAAUCCGGUGCCUGGAGAUCUCUUGGAUGGAGAUCAAUUUAAAUUCGAAAAUCUGCCAGCACGACUUGGGCAGCAGUAUGCUGUGAUAUCGAAGCAGGAUUUGAAUUUCUGGGAAGCAUAA